This is a messenger RNA of Anopheles darlingi, 2431 nucleotides long. RefSeq names its product EF-hand domain-containing family member C2 (gene Efhc1.2). Bases 140 to 2428 code for a protein of 762 amino acids. The record is from RefSeq and is a predicted model, not a curated record. NCBI's taxonomy places the organism in Eukaryota, Metazoa, Arthropoda, Insecta, Diptera, Culicidae. Gene Ontology annotation, cellular component: microtubule. The transcript has 4 exons. Gene Ontology annotation, biological process: regulation of neuron projection development.
UGCAUCCUAGCUACCGGCGACCCUUAGCAACACGACGCGGUAAAGCAAACCGUUUGUUAGUACCACAAACGGGCGACACUCAUCGGACAUCGGAGACACUUUUCGAAAUCGCUACAGAGAAAAAUUGAAUUUUCACAUCAUGCUACGAUGUUCCGGAUUACCAUUCCUUCCUGGGAACACAUUUCAGGAUAUUGGCCGCAAAAAGUUCCACAAAUCGCACCAUUUCGACCAACGCAACCGAGUUUGCAUUCUUGUGGAUAGCAAACGACCAGGGAUUGGAGGGAAACCGUUGCUGGAGACGGAUUCCCCCGAGUACGAGCUACCAUCCCUAUAUCCCCCUCGGUACGCCCCUUCCCGACCAUCUUGGCUCGAAUACGAUCGGCAGGUGCUAUGCUUCUACGGCUAUUUCCAGGAGGCCCUCACCGAAGUCGAUCGCUUACCGUACCAGGUGCGUAAAGUACGCAUCUUGUACUACCUCGAGGACGAUACGAUGCAGGUGAGCGAGCCGCGUACGCUCAACUCGGGAAUCCCGCAGGGUUGCUUAGUAACGCGCCAGCGCAUACCGAGACCACCACCAUACGACGGUGCGUUCACCUCUCUGCUCGAUCUCAACAUCAACCAUACGGUUCAGCUAUUCGAUCGAGUCUAUACGAUAACCGGAUGUGAUGAGUUUACGCGACGCUUCCUCAACCGUCUAGGUGUCUCGGUUCCAGCAGCCAUCGACCAGCCAGUCGAUCCUGCCACUGAACUACGUAAGCAGCAAGACUCAGCCAAGCUGGCCAAGCUACCAGCGUACAAGAUCGAUACGCUGGGAAAGUUUCUGCAGUACGAUCGUAAAGUGCUGCGUUUCAACGGACUGUGGGACGACCGUGCGAGCGUGUUUGGUGAUCUGCACCAGCUCGAAGUGCUCUACCACCUCAGCGACGAUACCAUGGAGAUUAAGGAGAAGAUGCCGGUCAAUUCGGGUCGUGACUCGAAUGGCAUGUUUCUACGGCGUGGGCGAUUGCCUCGCCAUUUCGAUCAACUCCCCACAAUGGGUGCUAGCACCCCGGUUACGGUCUUAAACGUGAUUGGUGGGGGUUUGCGCGGUGGCCGCUAUCUGACGGAUUGCGUAGGCAUUGGAAAAACCGACGGUGAUUAUUACAGCGAUGCUGAUCUACGGAUCGGAGCAAGCAUCAAUGUGUAUGGGCGCAGAGUUUUGCUAACGAGCUGUGAUCCGUUCACCGAGCGCUACUAUCGGGAGCUGUACGGUUUGGAGGACUUCACCCCACUCCAUGGAUAUGAUGCCUCCAGAGAACAAUUCGUACCGUACCGACGUACCGAACGAGAGCUGCCCCCGUACAAUGGCUGGGGUUCGCAUGAAGACUCCGAGGGAAAUUGUUUAUCGUUGGAACCAAAGCAACCGAAGAUUGAUUUCCGCAAGUUCGUCGGUUACGAUCGAUGUAGCCUGCGCUUUGGUGCACAGAUGGUCUCAAACGUGCCGGAAAACAAUGAUCGUUUCUUCGUGAUUAGCUAUCACCUGAGUGACGAUACGAUCUCCGUAUACGAGAUACCGAUCCGCAACUCCGGAUUCCGGGGUGGUGAGUUCAUCAAGCGACGCAAACUGUUCCUUCCGAAUCAGGACCUGCGUAAUGCUAGUCGACCCGCUUGCUACAGGCCACAACACUUUUAUCUCGGUGCGGCCGUCCGUUUGCAGGAUCAUCAAUUCCGGCUAACGAAUGCCGACAUCUAUGCACUGCAGUUCAUGGAGCAACACUGUGAAGAAUAUCCUCUCUCAAACGUUGGCAAGAUCGUACAGAAGCUGCGCGAUGCACUUCAGCCGCACUACAAGCAGUACAUUGCGCGCCACAUGGGCAAGGUGGUGCAGAUGAAGAUUGACGGGCAGGUGGUGAGCACGGUCACGUAUGAAUCGCUACGGGAUAUGCUGAUUGAGCUGCUUGGUGAGAGCAUUGUCGAUCAAGAAAUCGUUACGCUUUGUCGCAUGUUUUCGGCUGAAUCGAGUGAACCAGACCGGUGCGAUCGAGAGCUCGUUCGAUCGGCCAUCCAUGCUGAGCUUAAUCGUGCCCUGUGGUGGGAUUUGGAGCGUACCAAGGAGCACAUUUACCACCUGGAACCAUUAAAUCCCGAUUGGGUUACACCGCAGCGUCUCUGUACGAUCAUCAAAGCCUGCAAGCUACCACUGGAUAAUGCAUUAAUCGACAAAAUGCUGCAAAUUUUGAAAAAGAACGAAGCUGGACUGAUCUCGGUGGCUGACUUUAUGAUGAUGAUAAACCCAUCGGCAGUUCCCAGCAAACCGAUCCAACCACUCAAUAUCAAGCACGACGUGUCCUUCUUUACGCCUUACCGCGUGACGGGAAAACUGGUGAACUGGGACCAAUUACUGGCCCACAUUGACCUGGAACGAUCUCUAACGAAUCAAACUUCAUGAACU